Drosophila nasuta is the source of this 2424-nucleotide messenger RNA. RefSeq names its product dynein intermediate chain 2, ciliary. Gene Ontology annotation, molecular function: dynein heavy chain binding; dynein light chain binding. Gene Ontology annotation, cellular component: outer dynein arm. The record is from RefSeq and is a predicted model, not a curated record. Gene Ontology annotation, biological process: cilium movement; outer dynein arm assembly. NCBI's taxonomy places the organism in Eukaryota, Metazoa, Arthropoda, Insecta, Diptera, Drosophilidae.
GAAAUGAACAGUAAGCAAGGCGAAUUCUAUUUCACAAUUACAUAAAGUUUAGUCUGGGAUAUACAAAACACAAAAAUUCGUUCAGUUGAAGUCAGUGAAAGUAUUUAUCUAACCAAAAUACCACAAAGUGCAGUUAAACAAACGGCAGCACACUCAAAAGAAUAAUUUUAAGCACUUUACAAACGGUAAGAAGAAAUCAGCUUCGAAAUGCAGGCAGCACCAAAAACCAAAGAGGGGAAACACAAGAAGACUAGGUCAUCGAAGCUUAAGAAUGAAGGAGGCGGCGGAGGCGAUGCCGAUGAUUUUGAUGCCUGGAUGAAAUCGCGUCAAUUGAUCAAACCCGAUGAUCAACUGGAUCUAACCGAUGCGGAGCUAGGCGAGGAAGUCACCAAAGUACUGACACCGACCAAUACAAAUGUGAUUCGCAAUUUGGUUGUGUUUAGCUUCAAGGAGGGCGAGUUUGUGCCUGCCCCAUUGCCAGGAAAUACGGUGACCCUAAUUAGCUUUCCGGGUAAUUCGCUGCACGUUGAUUCCGAGGAAGCGCGUUUGCAGAUUGAGGAGUCGGAUGAGAUCGGUUAUCCGCUGCCUAUGCCGAAUUAUUCCGUUGUGGAACAGCGCGAGUCUAUACUCGAUGGCGAGGAGGAGGGCGAGGGUGAAGGCGAGGGCGAAGACGAUGAGAAAAGUGAAGCAGGUGGCAAGCAAGGUGCAGCUGAAGAAGAAGAAGCAGAAGAAGAGGAGGAUGAGGAGGGAAAACAGACCGAGGGUGAUCAAGGUGCCACCGAAACCGAACCCGGCGGUGACGAUGAGGAUGCUCCAGCUGGUGGACAACAAGCUGCAGCAGCACCUGCAAAAAAACGCAAGCUUAUCAAUCAAUUUAAUUAUUGCGAACGUGCUACACUAACAUAUUGCAAUCCCAAGCGGAGUGUGGACACGCAAACAAUUCCGCCACCGCGAUCACAGUUCGGAGGCACUGUGCUGCAAUGGAUCAUCUAUGACUCGUAUCAGGAGGACUUUGAGGAGCAGCAAAAAGAUAGCGGACGGACGUCUGUCGUCCGAGGACGUUCUACCAAGAAGACCAUUAAGAAGAAAACCGCUCUCGCAGAGAUGCUCAAUCGCAAGUAUCUGCGUUGCUGGCAGAUUCUGGAGCGGAUGAUUAAUCAGAAUAUCUACGAUGACAUUGGCAACGACUAUCGCUACUGGGAGGACCCAGCUGAUGAGUUUCGCGAAGGCGAGGGGAAUCUGUUGCCACUGUGGAAGUUUCAGUACGAGAAGACAAAGAAAAUGAAUGUAACCGAGAUUGUCUUUAAUCCGGCCUAUUAUGAUUUGUUCGCUGUGUGCUUCGGCUCGCACGACUUCCUGAAGCAGCCCAACGAGGGUUAUCUCUGUCUAUUUACUGUGAAGAAUCCUUCCUUUCCCGAUUACAUUAUUCAAACUGAUUGUGGUGUCAUGUGCUGCGACAUUCACCCGAGCUAUCCUUUCCUAAUCGUGCUAGGUCUGUAUGACGGCAAUGUCUGCGUCUAUGAUCUGCGCGAUGGCUGCAAGGAGCCCAUGUAUGUUUCUCGGGGCGUCAAUUGUAAACACGGCGAGUGCGUCUGGCAAAUCCGAUGGGGACCCGAUAUGAGCGAUGGUGAAAUUAACUUCUUUUCGGUUUCAUCUGAUGGUUGCGUCUUCCAAUGGAUUCUAAUGCAAAAUAAGUUGUGGGUUACCACCAUAAUUACGCUAUAUCUGGAAAAUGAAGUGGCCGAUGGUCCGGAUGGCACUCGAGUGGUUCUGAAGACUGGCGGCUCCUGUAUGCAGUUUCAUCCAACGGAUAAUACGGUGUUUCUGGUUGGCACCGAAUGCGGUUUCAUUUACAAGUGCAGCACACUGUUUAGCUCCAAGUAUCUGAUGACCUAUAAUGCCCACAAUAUGUCCGUCUAUCGCAUUGACUUCAAUCGCUUCGAUUCGAAUAUUUUUGUCUCCUGUAGUGGAGAUUGGCGUGUCAAAGUCUGGGAGGAUAUGCGUCCCGAUCCGCUCUUCAUAUUCGACUUGGGCUCUGCUGUCGGUGACAUUAAAUGGGCUCCAUAUUCCAGCACAGUCUUUGCUGCAGUCACCACAGAGGGCAAAGUGCAUGUCUUCGAUCUGAAUGUGAACAAAUAUAAGCCCAUCUGUGUCCAGGCUGUUGUGCCCAAAAGGAAGAACAAGCUCACACGCAUCGCCUUCAAUGAGAAACUACACUUCAUUGUCGUAGGCGAUGAAAAGGGCGUUACCACCUCCCUCAAGCUGUCUCCCAAUCUGCGUGUUAUGGUGAAGCCCCCGGAAAAGCAGCUCUAUCUUGACCAAACCACACUGCAAAUCUCUAAGCUCGAAAAGCUGCUCUCCCUCGUACGGGAGCUUCCAGAGGGCGCAGUUAUCAAGGACACAGCGACAACGGUUCGCAGCUAG